GUGCUGUGUGUGAUUGCUCUGGUCUCUGUCCUGUUCAUGCUCUGUCUCUGAAUCUUCUCGUUGGAGAUGUCCUCUCUCUCGUCUUCUUUGAGAGUCUGCAGGGGGAUCCUCAAAGAGCUGCGCGCGGCACAAGGGUCAAAAUACAAACAGACUCUGGUGUAUAAUUAUGUCAUGGACCAGUUUCGCAAAAAUAAAGUGACAGGAGAGCGUUACUGCAGGGCGCAGCAGGAGGCUCACCACGCGGCUCAGACUUACCUCUGUUUACUGUCAUCCACGAGAAAUCACAUGAUCCUACACAACCUGUACCACGGCAAAGGAGACGGCAGCGUGGAGCAGGCGGCGAGCCUCGUGGGUCUGCGCUUACCCUCACAGCCCGGAGGAAAAGGCUGGGAGGAAUAAAAGGAAAAGUCAUUAUUCACCAGGAUGGAUCUGGAAGCACGUUUGGAAGUGACAGAGUAAUAUUUACUUCAUCAGAGUAAAUCCUUAAAGGACAUCAUUUUGUGGAAGAACAGCGUCAUGUUGUGGGCAAUAAAAUAAAGAGUACUUUGUGUACUUUGUGUACUUUGUGUACUUUGUGUACUUUGUGUACUUUGCUUUAACCAUUUUAACAUGUGGUUAAAUUGAUCCGUGUGAAUAAGAUGAAGUGUGUUGUUUUGGGUUUUUUGGCUGUAUAAAGGGCUUAAUUAUAAUAUAAAUGUGCAUUUAUCAUAAUAAAUGUGUCCUGUGCAUU
This is a messenger RNA of Periophthalmus magnuspinnatus, 730 nucleotides long. It is a transcript of the gene fmc1, whose product is annotated as formation of mitochondrial complex V assembly factor 1 homolog. Gene Ontology annotation, cellular component: mitochondrion. The transcript is spliced from 2 exons. NCBI's taxonomy places the organism in Eukaryota, Metazoa, Chordata, Actinopteri, Gobiiformes, Gobiidae. The record is from RefSeq and is a predicted model, not a curated record. Bases 67 to 399 code for a protein of 110 amino acids.